UCUAUUUUGUAUUAUUACAAGCUCUCACUCACUCCGCUCAUGGCCUCUCUUGGAAGUAGUCCAGGUGGUGGCAACAAGAAAAGGAAGCGAUCAUCAUCCAACAAUGGUGACAAUAAUGGCAGCUGCUGUAACUGCCGAAGGAUUCAAUGCAUGAACCUCUUCUGUGUAUGCCUUCGUGCCGGAGACUUUUGCAACGAUUCUUGUUCUUGCAAUUGGUGCUUGAAUAUUUGGGAGAAUAAGGAUUUUGUGGACGAGAAGAAAAAGGAAAUCGAAUUGCGUGAUCCACACGCAUUUCAACCCAAAAUUAUUUUUGGUGAGAACGAAACAGCAGCAUGGCACAGAAAAGGUUGCAACUGCAGAAAGUCAAAGUGCAAGAGCAACUAUUGCGCUUGCUUCCGUGCUGAAGUUGGUUGUUCUAGUCGAUGUCGAUGUGAGGGUUGCAUGAAUAAGUAUGGAAAUGGAAUCAUCAAAGAUGAACAAGAACAAUGUGUUUUGACUAAUAAUAAUAAUGGCGGCAAUGACGUAACGGUGGAUAAUGAAUCACCAUCUUCUCAAUCUCAUCAUCCAGUUGCCGACAAUGAUUUUUUUGAUCAGCUUUCUGAACUAGAUGCGGAUAUGGUUAUUAAUGAGGAAGACGAGGCAGAGUGUUAUAGACAGCAAAUGUUACUGGCCGGCGACGGCGAGAAUGGAAUCUACAACGAUAAUAUGGAUACGGCAUCAAAUCAAGUUAACCAUGUUCCUGCUGCUGCUUCUUAUUAUAAUUAUAAUGUUUAUGGAAACAUAAUACAAGACAACGUUGCUGCACAUAAUUAUCAUCAAACUCUAACCCCAGAACAGAUUUUUCGGGUCGAAAACAACACUACUGAGGAACAGAAUACUGACAUAUGCAUGUUGCUUGAUGAUCCUGAUUUGCAGGGACCAUCACCUUUCAGCUUUUAUGAUAAUAAUAUUGUUGAUGAGCCCUCAUCAGUUCAUAAUUUCUCGACGACGGAGCCAAUAAUUCAGAGUAGUAGUCAGCGGUAUAAACCUCAGAGUAAGAGUUAUGGUGAUCUUUUUCAACAAGAAGCAUCAUCAUCAGGGGGAAUGAAUCAUCGCCAACAUCCAUCAUUACUGAUGAAUGCACAACAUCAGCGGCAGAAUGAUGCAAUAAACAUGCAAGCUCAUAGUUAUUAACCACCAUCUUCAUGGGCAAUCUUCUAUCUUCACUAAUGCUGGUGAUGUAGAACUGCUGCCACAUAUGAAUAUGUUUCUGCAGCACAAUACUAGGCAUCAAUAAGCCAGCUUUCAACCAAAGUUUCGUUCUUUGUUAAGUUUCAAAAACUUGAACUACUUUUUUGUUAGGUGGAUGCUAUCCUAAAGAUUUUUUAAUUGAUUUCA
Molecule: messenger RNA, 1377 nt
Organism: Arachis ipaensis
Lineage: Eukaryota; Viridiplantae; Streptophyta; Magnoliopsida; Fabales; Fabaceae
Source: RefSeq, a predicted model, not a curated record